AUGAAGUCUUAAACUUUACACCAGCUAUUGAUUUGUAAAACGUUCUUAUUAUGUGACAAAUAAAAAUGAUUCUUUUAACUUAUAGGUGUAAUACGAUUUAAAAAAGAUUUUCAUAAAAGCGGCAUCAAGAUAAUAUUCAAAGAGUUUGUCAGGAAUGCAUAGGAGAUAAUAUUAAAGUUUUCGUCUGCGACUUCUGUCUCCUUUGUACCCAGUGCCUUUGCAAGACUUGUCUUACCAACCAAAUGGAAAAGCAAGCCCGGUUUGAUCUACAACCUAGAUUCCUACAAAUUCCUUCCAGCCCUGCACACACCGGUAACAGUAUAGAACUUUGUGAAAAUCACUUGGGUGAAGCUAUAGAAUUCUAUUGCAAGGCCCAUGAAGCAUAUCUUUGCAACGACUGUGUAAGACUUGAACAUGACACUUCGCCGUGUAAAGUCGUCCAAAUAGCAGACUUGCAAAUGUCAAGCAUAAACCCCAACGACUGUGUCGACACUCUUAAACCCAUCGCCGCUAUUAUAGACAAAUGCAAAGAAUUAUCAAGAACUCUCCAAGAAAAAGUCAAUAAAACAAAUUACUCUUACGCAGAUAUAAUGAACGAUGUAAAAACAUUUAAACGAGAGAUAAAUCAAGAGUCAGAUGAGCUUGAAAACUUCUUGAAAGUUGAACUAAAAGCAAUGCAAAUGCAAAGUAACAGUGACUUGAAUGAGAUAGAGGAACUGAUCCAGACAUCUUCUGUCAAACCAUCGUGUAACUCGUCAGAGCAACCCACAGUCUCAAACCAUGACGAUGACGAUCUUCUUUUGAUUCUUCAGCCUUCAAAAGACAAUGACAUCAAGAAAGGUUUAAGUGACAGCUUACAGCAUCAUCAAAAACAUACCAAUGAAGAUGAUGAUGACCUUCUCUUAUUCUUAACAUAAAUUUAGACACUUUGUCAGAGUUCUUGAACCUGAAGCAUUUGUUAUAUCUUGCCAAUUAUCCAUAAUCAACAAAAAAACCGGUAAAUACAGAUGUUCAAAGGUCCUUAAAAUAGAGUUUCACCUGUUAAUUUACCUGUUAGAAAAGUAAAGUUACUAUCCUUUAUCACCAGUAUAGAACUAAGCUAGGGGCGUCCGUGGCCGAGUGGUUAAGGUCGUUGACUUCAAACCACUUGCCCCUCACCGCUGUGGGUUCGAAUCCCGACAGGGACUUUGAAUCUUUCAUGUGAGGAAGCUAUCCAGCUAGCUUACGGAACGUCGGUGGUUCUACUCAGGUGCCCGUUCGUGCCUGAAAUAAUUCACGGAAGGGCAUCUGAGGUCUUCCUCCACCAGUAAAGCUGGAACGUCGCUAAAUGAAACCCAAUCAAACAAACAGAACUAAGCUAUUUUGCCCAAUUGUGCAGUCUUGUAAGGUUCUAUACAGGCGGUAGCUCUUUUUAUGUAUUUUGAUACUGUAAUCCCUAAAACUUGAUUGGUCUGUUUUAUAUUCAAAGCAGGGCAAAUCCAUAACUUAGGGGUGGAGAGUCGCACAAAUGAACGACGGCGGACAAAUACCUGUAGCCCAUUUACUGCGCU
Messenger RNA from Ruditapes philippinarum (Manila clam), 1550 nucleotides. Its product is annotated as tripartite motif-containing protein 2-like. The coding region runs from base 243 to 917 and encodes 224 amino acids. The transcript has 2 exons. The record is from RefSeq and is a predicted model, not a curated record. Gene Ontology annotation, molecular function: zinc ion binding. Lineage: Eukaryota; Metazoa; Mollusca; Bivalvia; Venerida; Veneridae.